This is a messenger RNA of Seriola aureovittata, 2570 nucleotides long. RefSeq names its product retinol-binding protein 3-like. Gene Ontology annotation, molecular function: serine-type peptidase activity; retinol binding. The transcript has 4 exons. Gene Ontology annotation, biological process: proteolysis. The record is from RefSeq and is a predicted model, not a curated record. NCBI's taxonomy places the organism in Eukaryota, Metazoa, Chordata, Actinopteri, Carangiformes, Carangidae. The coding region runs from base 126 to 1979 and encodes 617 amino acids.
UGUGUGUUUUAACAGAAACCUUGCAGCCAAAACAGUGCCAUUUGACAAAGAACCUCUUGGGAGAAGGAGGUUCAGCUCUUCAGCAGCCACUUGCCAUCUACUCAAACUAAACUAUACUGACGAAUAUGGCUAGGGCUCUAUUUCUGGUGGCAUCUCUUUUAGUUUUAGGAAAUUUUUUGUUUAUCCAUGCCUCGUUUGCCCCCAGCCUCAUUGUUGAUAUGGCAAAAAUUGUCAUGGACAAUUACUGCUCACCAGAGAAGCUGGUAGGGAUGCAGGAGGCAAUUGAAGCAGCCAGCAGCAACACAGAGGUUCUCAACAUCCCAGACGCUGAAUCCUUGGCUAAUGUCCUGAGCUCUGGAGUCCAGACCACGGUCAGUGACCCACGACUGAUGGUCUCCUAUGAGCCAAACUACGUCCCUGUGGUUACCCCGAAGAUGCCUCCCUUGCCCCCAGAGCAGCUCGUUACUGUCCUGCAGACCUCCAUCAAGCUUGACAUCUUGGAGGGCAACAUUGGCUACCUGAGGAUCGACCACAUUCUUGGGGAGGAGGUCGCUGAAAAGGUUGGCACUUUACUCCUAGAGGUGGUCUGGAAUAAAAUCCUGCCAACUUCAGCUCUGAUCUUUGAUUUGCGCUACACCAGUAGCGGAGACAUCUCAGGAAUCCCCUACAUUGUGUCUUACUUCACCGAAGCCGAGCCUCAGAUCCACAUUGACAGUGUAUAUGACCGUCCCUUGAACACCACCACUAAGCUGUUAACUAUGACCACACUGCUGGGGGACAGAUACAGCAUUACCAAACCCCUCAUUAUCCUCACCAGCAAAAAUACCAAGGGCAUUGCCGAGGAUAUUGCCUACUGCCUCCAGAACCUGAAGAGGGCCACCAUUGUGGGUGAGAAGACCGCCGGGGGCUCAGUGAAAAUCGACAAAAUCAAAGUCGCUGAGACUGACUUCUACAUUACCGUACCAACUGCAAAGUCAAUCAAUCCCAUCACUGGCUCCACCUGGGAGGUUGUCGGGGUGACCCCUGAUGUGGAGGUUAAUGCUGAGGAUGCCCUUGCUACCGCCAUCAAGAUCGUCAGCCUCCGUACCCAAGUUCCAGCCAUCAUCGAGGGAUCGGCGACCCUGAUUGCUGAAAACUAUGCCUUUGAGGAUAUUGGGGCUGAUGUAGCAGAAAAGCUGAAAGGGCUCCUGACAGAUGGCAAGUACAGCAUGGUUGUCUCCAAGGACAACCUGGAGGUGAAGCUGUCUGCUGACCUGAAGACCCUUUCUGGGGACAAGAGCCUGAAGACCACCAGCAAUACCCCAGCCUUGCCCCCCAUGAAUUACUCUCCUGAGAUGUAUAUUGAGCUGAUCAAAGUCUCAUUCCACACCGACAUUUUCGAGAACAACAUCGGCUACCUGCGUUUUGACAUGUUCGGAGACUUUGAGGAGGUCAAGGCCAUCGCCCAGAUUAUUGUUGAGCACGUCUGGAACAAAGUUGUCAACACUGAUGCCAUGAUCAUCGACCUCAGGAAUAACCUUGGUGGACCAACAACAGCCAUCGCAGGCUUCUGCUCUUACUUCUUUGAUGCCGACAAGCAGAUUGUGCUGGACAAGUUAUACGACAGACCAUCCGGUACCAUCACAGAGCUCCGAACCUUACCCGAUCUCACUGGCACAAGGUACGGCUCCAAGAAGAGCCUGAUCAUCUUGACCAGUGGAGCAACUGCCGGCGCCGCUGAGGAGUUCGUUUACAUCAUGAAGAAGCUUGGCCGUGCAAUGAUUGUUGGAGAGACAACUGCCGGGACCUCCCACCCAGCCAAGACCUUCCGUGUUGGUGAGACCGACAUCUUCCUCAGCAUUCCCACUGUCCACUCUGACACUGCCACCGGGCCAGCAUGGGAGGGAGCUGGCAUCGCUCCUCAUAUACCUGUCCCAGCUGAUGCCGCCCUCGAGACUGCGAAGGGCAUCUUCAACAAGCACUUUGCAGGCCAAAAGUAAACCAUGUCCUGAACUGGAGUUUCAACAGUCACUUUUGCUCUGGCAGCCAAAUUGUUUCAAGAUUUAGAAUCUAGACUUGUGAAGAAGUGAUGAAUGUAGGUUGAGUACAAAGUGUAAUCUGUUAUUUCUCAACACCUAAGCCAUUUUAGCCUGUUUGUAAUGUAGAGCAAAGGUUGAACAGGAUUUACCUAGUUUUUAUUUCUGUCGAAUGCUACUCUGGCUGUUGAAGGUUCUCAGAAUGAAUUUCUGGUUGAAAAGCUGAUGCGGUUGUUUUGUGAAGAGAGUAUGUCUAAAUUUGUGUCAAAGAUAAGUUGCAACAGUAAAAUAACUUUCAAAAAUUUAAUUUUUGAGAAGUCAUGCGCAAAAGAGAUUAAACAAAGUGAAAUAAACACAUUUGUUAUGUUGGAUAUUUGAAAUAUGGGCCUCUGUAAAGUAGUCCGCUUGUCAUUCUGUAAGAAAAUCAUCAUGUGAUGUCCUCAUUGCGUAUGGGAAAUAUACUGUAUGUCCAUUUUCCAGUGAAUGUCAUGCCAUGUGGACCUACUUGGGUUGUAUCAAUUCCAGUGGUGAGACACAAUAAAAAAAGAGAACUGA